GAUUAAUUGGCGUCCGCGUCCGUUAGAAGAAAAUUGUGCAAUGUUUGUCCAGUGUAGAGUAGAAAAAUGAACAUUUUUAGGCCUUCCGAAAAUUCAUCCUUGAAAUGCAAGAUAAAUCAAACUUUUUUGGAAAUUUGGAUUUACAACAAGAUCUUGGGGAUGAAAUUCGAAGUAUGUUUAAGAAAUUGAAACCCCCAAGUCCGUUAUUAGAAGCUUAUUUCUAUGAAAUCGGCAAAGUAUCAAGAGUAUAUUUUGCGCAACUCUCUUGAAGAAAGAAUAAUAGUCUGGUUGAAGACGUCAGGUCAAGAUUUUGGGCUUCAACUUAUUGCCACUGGCAGAAACCGAAGAAAAACACACCGGCAACUUGAAGAACUCGUCGAGUUUGUAGAACUUCUUGGUAAUCAAGAUCAGUCAAUACACUGGAACAUUUCUUAAACAUAUUCUGAAAAUCUUCACCACACACAGUGACAAGCUCUUUCAGCAACGGUCUUAUCCUAGUGAAGCCUUGAAGUUUCAAGACUUUUCCAGGAAUCCUGUGAAAUGGUAACCGAAAUUUUGUUCGAGAUUAAAAAAAAUAAGAAUAAAAGUAACAAGUUGGAGGAAGCUUUUCAUGUAGAUUUUCAGUUCAGCAGAGGUAUAAAAGGUUUAAUUGUAUUCAAGACUUGAAUUUGGUUGGUUAUUAAAGAUAAAAUCAAAUAAAAAAAUCAAUAAAGAUAAAACUGCAUGUAUCCUUGUAAUGUUAUCUUUCUUAACAUUUGGAUUAGUUGAAAUCUUUGUUUAUUUGUGUAACUUUUUUGGCUAGAAUUGAGUCUUAUACUGUAAAUGGGUUGAUUACAUUAAUGUGAAUAUAUGAAGUUUUUGUUUUCCUUGCCAGAUAUUGAUUCACAUUUCCUUCUCCUUUUCCUCAAGUCAACAAACUGAAUUUUGAACCUUCAACUAAUUUACAAACAGUUUCAAUGCAUUUUAUCCUUAUGACUGGCUGACCUGGAAGACGUCCUUCCAUAGUGAGGCAAUAUUUAGUGAUCGGAAGUAGAAUGGGAGAUGAAAAAAAUGAAGUUAAAAUAAUAUAAAAAGGUUUUAUUGAAACAAAAAUUAUUGAAUGAGUAAACUAAAACUUUAUUCAGUUCUCUUGAUUUUCGCAGUUUUCAGUAAAUAUUGUCGAAUUUUUCUUCUGUAAGAACCUUCUACGAAGUAAAAGGAAUAUUUCAAGGAAGAAUGAGUAAAAUCGAUUCAGCCGAUUUUAAUUGUAACGUUAUAACUACUAAUGAAGUACAAUAACAGAACUGAGUCUGCUGCCAUCUCUGGAAACGUCAGCAAAUUAAUUUGAAAGCACGUUAGUUUCCUACGCUGAUAAUUCUGCGCAUAAACUAAAGUGACUUAGUAGCAUAGACUAAGUUAAUCUAUGAUUCUGCGCAAAGACAUAGAUUCUUGAGCGCAUGUCGACUGAUUAAAAGCCGAUUUCAAAUUUGUUUCUCUUUUUAAGUUUUCGUUGUGAAGCAAUAUUGUUGAUGUGUACCUAAAUGCAACAGCAACGAGAAAAAGUGAAAAAAGAGAGGAAAAAUAGCCUGUUCUUAUGCUGCAUUAUUUCCAUAGUUAAACAAAUAUCUCUGAACAAAAGCAGGGCUUGGCAUCCCAGCAACCUGUACCUGUUUCUUUUGGCACAACGAAAAUGUCAGAAAAAAAAGAUGAUGAAUUUUACAAAUACAAUCAUACCAUUGGUUUGGUCACCAACGCAUCGUAUUUAAUCCAAAAUUUGGCCCUUCUCAAUACUGAAGAUUAUUACAAAGCCGACUGUCUGGCAGUUGCUCACGAAGGUCACAUAAAUUAUAUUCCCCUGGUGAACACCCUGAGGAGGUGCAAGUAUGUCCCAAUAUGCGGGGGAUGCGACAGAGGAAAAGGGUUAAUUAAAUGGAUGAAAUGGGUGAAAAUGAACAACGAUACUUACUUCAUAUGUUUAUCGACUAUCGGAAUCCAAUUUUUCGACUUGGAAUUAACGGACGUUCAAUUCGAAUUCGAUUUUAAAGAGCUUAAUGGCAGAUUAUCGUUACCCUUAGGAGCUUGCGUCCUCGAAGAUACGCUCUUCGUAGGCACGGCCAUGGGAAUUAUAGUCAUGUUCAAAAGUACAGAUGAAUGCGUGAAGAUGAUAAAUCACCUUCAGGUAUCAAACUUCUUAUAUCUCGAUGGAGCAAACGACUGCCUUGUGACAGUGAGCAGGGAAGAAAUGAAAACAUACAGACUAGUGGACGGAAAACUAAACCUCAUAUCCAGUUUGAAGGAAAUCCUCUUGUUGUAUAGCGUGCUGAAAAUAUUCAAUGACAACCUUUUCAUCGGCCAUCACACCGGUGAACUCAGCCUCAUGUCAUUUUCCAAUUUGAACAUUAUCAUCAAACAAAAACUUCACGACGGGGAAAUCACCGCUAUCGACUAUUCUAUCAAUAAACAAAUAUUGUUAACCGCGUCCGAAGACUUGCUUCUGAGAGCUUGGAAACUGGACAAAACUCAAAGAAAAGUAGGUGGUUCACACUGAAUCACCAUUAUGUGAAUUUAUUGCCUCAAUAUUUUUUUUUAGUUUGACUCCAUCUUCGAAGUGAAGAACGAAGAUAAACCUUACUGCGGAGUUGGUUUCACGAAUAGAAAUUGCACCGAAUUCUGCUGCGUUAAGUCAAACAGUUUGAUAGUUAAUUUUUAUAUCGAAAAUUCCCAGGAACAAUUUGGUAACGAUAGUUCUGAUGAAGAUUUCGCAAGCGACAUUGAUUUUGUACCUAUUUAACAUGUUUUUCAACAGUUUGAAAUCAAGAAUUUUUAUUACCUUACUUAUAUAAAUUCACAAUUGUAACUUAGGUUUCUUUUUCUUAGGCUUCACUGCAAGUGGUGGAAUCUUGAAUACAGUACUGAAAAAAUAAAAAUUUAUAAAUA
This is a messenger RNA of Coccinella septempunctata (seven-spotted ladybird), 2916 nucleotides long. RefSeq lists its product as uncharacterized. The record is from RefSeq and is a predicted model, not a curated record. The transcript is spliced from 5 exons. Gene Ontology annotation, molecular function: protein binding. Bases 1670 to 2527 code for a protein of 285 amino acids. Lineage: Eukaryota; Metazoa; Arthropoda; Insecta; Coleoptera; Coccinellidae.